AGCAGAGCUGUGAUGCAGACGGCGAAUCACAUGAGCAGGGAUCUGUUUACAAACCGAGAGGCUGUAGGAGAGAAGUGGAGACGAGAGAGGAGGAGAGUGAAUGUGAGAGGAAAAGACAGGAGGAGAGCCUGGAUAUGCAUGAACAUUAGCUGCGUUGUCUUCCUGUGCUGGGUUACCUCUCUGUGGUCUUUGUUUGGAGCAGAAGCCCGGGGAAGACAUGAGACGCUGCUUUCCACAGGAGCACUGAGGCUGCCUGCCUCUCUGUCGCCUCGUUGGCUGGCCCUGCUGCUGGGAAGCCCAUCCAUGUCCUUCCCUUUGUGUCUCCAUCGGGUUUUCACAGCCAGAGAAGAAGAACAAAGCGACGUGGAGAUCUAAAAAGAGAGGAGAGAGGAAAGGAAGGGAGGAGAGAAAGGAAGAGGAGGAAAAGAGGGAGAGCCUCGGGACAAUGUUUUGAAGGGGAGGCUGAACGGAAAAGCAGGGAUUACGCUUGGCCAGAGGUACACAACAGUGCUGGAUGGGAUUUGGAGGAUAUUCCCUCAUACUGUCAGUGACAUUUUUUAUCCACAAAGCUCCCAGGUUCAUAUCGAAGACUGCUGUUUUUGUCUUUCAGUGGCAAAUCCUCACUGCAGCCGGUUAUUUUGGUUAUGUCUUCUGGAGAAAAUGGGAGUCCCUAAUCAGUUCUGCUUACUCCAGACCACAAGGAUUUAAGCCACUGCACGUUCUCUCAACUAUCAGGGUUAAACUAGCCUGAACUAAAAAAGUAGUGGAUGUGCAGGUCAAAGCUUGUGGAAACCAGACUUUGUGAUGUUGGAGAGAUCAUGACCCCAAAGGUCUUUUAGGUUUACCAACCUUACAUUCGCACAUUUGAUGCAUCCAGUCCCAUGGUGUAACGGGUCUGUGUGUGACGUCGGAUUGCAGAACGGCAAGAUGACAUCUGAAGAGCUCUUCCACCUGCCGCUCAACAUCUACAUCAUCAUCCUGGGCAUCGGCCUCUUCAUCCUCAUGCUCACGCUCUUCUUCUGUUGCUACCUGUUCAGGCUCAGGAGACAAGGUGCAAGAGAACAGUUCGGCUACAAUGAGGUUGUUUUGAAAGGAGCGGGGAAGAAACUGAGCCUUCUUGGUCAAACAUGUGCCGUGUGUUUAGAGGAGUUUCGCAGCAGGGACGAGCUCGGAGUGUGCCCGUGUUCCCAUGCCUUUCACAAGAAGUGUCUGCUAAAAUGGUUAGAGAUUCGCAGUGUCUGCCCCAUGUGCAACAAGCCCAUUUGUCGCCUCCAGCCCAACCCCCCACAAGCACCUGAGCGGCCACAGAGUCUCCUGGAGGUCUGAGAGGGGAUCAUGUGUCUCAAAGCACCUGUCCACAUAGCUGACAUCUUGCCACCUGUAGUUUUAGUAAUGCAUUUCUUCAAGUCAGAGCUACUCUGGAAGUAGAACUUAUAUAAUUGUCUGAGUUAAACAGUAAGUGCAGAACCUAAAGAACCUACCUGGUAAACUAUAUGGGGGGGGGGGGGGGGGGGGAUUGUAACACUGAGACAGAGGUGGUAAUGCUAAUUCAUGAUAGGAUAGGCUAGAUACUGCAAUCUUCAGUACACAGCCAGAUGUUUAAGCUAAGUGCCUUAAAGCUGCAGAUCUUCUUAAUGAGAGACUACACCCGUCAGCAUUGGGCACAAUGAUGAGGAGUCAUGCGUGCAUGGAAUCCAGUUUACUCCUCAUUAUGGAUAAGUUAUGGAGGAAAUGGUGAAUGAGUUGUGGGCAAUUGUCCUGAAUUGUCUGGCGCCACUUAAUUGCCAAGCUAACAGCGAGACAUCCACCCUAAACUCCAGGCUUCAGAGAGCUUCUUAUUAAUUCUACUUCGACAGUCUGUUCGGUAACUAGAUUACCUUUAAAAUGGGCUUCAGUUUACUCAAUUACGUGUAAUGCAACAAAACUGUGGUCAGCUUCGCCUACUGAAGUUUGAUUGGGUUAUCUGUUGAGGAGAAACUUUGGGGAAGGAGAUAGAAAUGAUGAUACAGCAUAGAUUAACCCAACUAAAAAAAAUCUGUCUGCCUCCAGAGCAGCUCUGUUUCUGAGAAAUGUCAGUCUCAACAACAAAAAAUGACAUGCAGUGCCACAUGAAUAUGAUGUGUCUGAGUCUUUCGCCGCAAUUUAAGAGCCUGAAGUUUGGAACGAAGAAGAUGCAACCCCCGGACAUGCAGCUUUGAAUAUAUCCCGAAAAUCUUUGGGUUAUGGCGAAUGCAGAGACUCCGAUGAAAGAUGUCCAGUUGUGGGAAAGAGGACUUUUAACUAACAGGACAAUUGUAAGCUAACAGGAAACAUGACUGUGUGUAUUUAAGCUGCAAUCUUUCAUUGUCUGAGCUGAGUGAAGAUAUGUUGUCAUGUGGGAUCUGUCAGAAACUAAAGGCAACUACAUGAAGCUACAAUUAAUGGCCAACCAGUACAUUAACACACAUCUAUAUAUAUGGUUUAAGUUAUUUCUAUGAACGUGUAACAGGCUUUCAGUUAAAGGUGUUGUGCGUCAGUGAUGCUAAAGCACGUUGAAUGUCAUU
Molecule: messenger RNA, 2543 nt
Organism: Etheostoma cragini (Arkansas darter)
Lineage: Eukaryota; Metazoa; Chordata; Actinopteri; Perciformes; Percidae
Product: RING finger protein 122
Exons: 6
Coding region: 868-1326 (152 amino acids)
Biological process (GO): protein ubiquitination
Molecular function (GO): zinc ion binding; ubiquitin protein ligase activity
Source: RefSeq, a predicted model, not a curated record